This is a messenger RNA of Prunus mume (Japanese apricot), 1779 nucleotides long. The record is from RefSeq and is a predicted model, not a curated record. NCBI's taxonomy places the organism in Eukaryota, Viridiplantae, Streptophyta, Magnoliopsida, Rosales, Rosaceae.
GAAAAACAAUGCAUGCAUAAGUCCACACUUAACACUUCUGUGUCGACUCAGUGAGUGUCUGUGUGACAGUUGACUUAAACAUUGCUGAACAUGGCCGUCCCAGUUCCUUCUCGUCAGCUUUUCAUCGCCGGCGAAUGGAGAGAACCGCUUCUGGAGAAAAGGAUCCCAAUCAUCAACCCCGCCACUGAAGAGAUUGUAGGGGACAUAGCAGCUGCUACUGCUGAAGACGUGGAUUUGGCAGUGGAUGCUGCUCGCACGGCGUUCUUCAGUAAUGAAGGGAAGGAUUGGUCCUCUGCUUCUGGUGCUUAUCGUGCGAAGUUUCUUCGUGCCAUUUCUGACAUGAUUUUGGAGAGAAAGUCUCUACUGGCCAAACUUGAAACAAUCGACACCGGCAAGCCACUAGAUGAAGCAAUAUCUGAUAUGGAAAGUUGUGCUUCUUGCUUCAAGUAUUAUGCAGAGCUUGCAGAAGCAUUGGAUUUGAAGCAAAAAAUUACUGUGCCUAUACAGCAGCAGUCAUUCAAGACCCAUGUCCUUAAGGAACCCAUUGGAGUUGUUGCCCUUAUUACUCCUUGGAACUACCCUCUUUUGAUGGCUACCUGGAAGGUCGCUCCUGCUCUGGCCGCCGGAUGUACUGCUAUACUCAAGCCAUCCGAAUUGGCAUCUGUGACUUGUUUGGAGUUGGCAGAGAUUUGCAGACAGGUGGGUCUUCCUUCUGGCGUCCUUAAUGUUGUGACUGGGUUAGGCUCAGUAGCUGGUGCCCCUAUGUCAUCUCAUCGUCAUGUUGAUAAGAUAGCAUUUACUGGAAGCACAGCAACAGGAAUUAAGGUCAUGACAGCUGCAGCUCAAUUGAUCAAGGACAUAUCUUUGGAACUUGGUGGAAAGAGUCCAAUUGUUGUGUUUGAGGAUGCAGACCUUGAUACUGCUGCAGAAUGGACUAUCUUUGGCUGCUUUUUUACAAAUGGUCAAAUCUGUAGUGCAACAUCUCGUCUUCUUGUUCAUGAAAGCAUUGCAGCUGAAUUCUUGGAAAAACUUGUUGACUGGAGUAAGAACAUCAAAAUCUCUGAUCCCAUGGAAGAAGGUUGCAGGCUUGGUGCCAUUAUAAGUGAAGGACAGUAUGAGAAGAUCAUGAGUUUCAUUUCAACAGCCAAGAGCGAAGGUGCAACCAUUCUAUAUGGAGGUGCCCGUCCUCAACAUCUUAAGAAAGGGUUUUUCAUUGAACCAACAAUCAUAACAGAUGUUAGCACCCCAAUGUCAAUUUGGAGGGAGGAGAUUUUCGGACCGGUUUUAUGUGUCAAAACAUUCACUACGGAGAAUGAAGCCAUCGACCUAGCAAACGACACUGACUAUGGCUUGGGGGCUGCUGUGAUUUCAAAAGAUUUGGAAAGGUGUGAACGCUUCACCAAGGCUGUGCAGUCAGGGAUUGUGUGGAUAAACUGCUCACAGCCCUGCUUCAAUGAAGCCCCCUGGGGAGGCAACAAGCGCAGCGGAAUUGGGCGUGAACUUGGAGAAUGGGGCCUGGAAAACUACUUGAGCAUAAAGCAGGUCACCCACUACACUUCUGAAAAGCCAUUGGGGUGGUAUUCUGCUCCCCGAAAACAGUGAAGAAGGGAAAAUUAGAAGAAGAAAUAAAAAUAUCCAACGCAGUGAAGAAGGGAAAAAUAUAAUAUAAAUGUAAGAAAACAAAAUGUAUAUUACAACUACUAUGUUGGAUGCACUUGAUGUUGUAAACUUGAAGUGGUAAAUGGAUUGUAGCUCAAGUGAUGAUAAACAUUUAUUUUG